Molecule: messenger RNA, 1834 nt
Organism: Megalobrama amblycephala (Wuchang bream)
Lineage: Eukaryota; Metazoa; Chordata; Actinopteri; Cypriniformes; Xenocyprididae
Gene: kin
Product: Kin17 DNA and RNA binding protein
Exons: 10
Coding region: 127-1458 (443 amino acids)
Biological process (GO): DNA damage response; DNA replication
Cellular component (GO): nucleus
Molecular function (GO): double-stranded DNA binding
Source: RefSeq, a predicted model, not a curated record
UUAGUGACGAAACACGCAUGUUAGCAUAGCGAGGGAUUCGCGUCACACGCAAGGAAGCGCGACAGGCGUUGGGACACUGGAAAGUGUUAUUUUUUCAAUAAUUCUUGUGAUUGUUUUGCGUUUAAAAUGGGGAAAGCAGAUUUUCUGAGUCCUAAAGCGAUUGGGAACAGAAUCAAAGCCAAAGGCCUUCAGAAACUGCGCUGGUAUUGCCAGAUGUGCCAGAAACAGUGUAGAGAUGAAAACGGGUUUAAAUGUCACUGCAUGUCCGAGUCUCAUCAGAGACAGCUCCUGUUAGCUUCAGAGAACCCUAACCAGUUCAUGAACUACUUCUCAGAGGAGUUCAAAAGUGAUUUCUUAGAGCUGCUCCGAAGACGUUUUGGAACCAAGCGAGUUCACAAUAACAUUGUUUAUAAUGAGUACAUCAGUCAUCGGGAGCAUGUUCACAUGAACUCUACGCAGUGGGAGACUCUCACUGACUUCACCAAAUGGCUUGGGAGAGAAGGUUUUUGCAAAGUGGAUGAGACUCCCAAAGGCUGGUACAUCCAGUACAUUGAUCGUGAUCCGGAGACAAUCCGCAGGCAGGAGGAGCUGGAGAAGAAGAAGAAACAGGAUAUGGACGACGAAGAACGCAGCGCCAAGUUCAUCGAAGAACAAGUUCGCCGUGGUCGGGAGGGCAAGGAGCCGGAGGAGGAACCGGUGUUUACCGAACUGAAGCGAAAGAAUGAAGAGGAGAAAAUAGUUUUUAACUUGGAUGUUGCUUUAGCGGGACCCUCCAAAACAAGCAACACUUUGGGUCCUAGUGCCCUCAAAGCUGCGGCCUCCGCGAAAAGGAAAGAGUCUGCCCACAGUGGAGACUCUAGGGACAAGAAAAAGAAAUCUGCUCUGGAUGAGAUAAUAGAGAUGGAGGAACAGAAGAAGAAAUCUGUAAGAUCAGAUCACUGGAUUCAAGCAAACAUUGUAGUGAAAGUCAUAACGAAGAGACUAGGAGAGAAGUAUUACAAGAAGAAAGCAGUCAUUCGGGAGGUGCAGAAUAAAUACACAGCUAUGGUGAGGAUGAUCGACUCUGGAGACAAACUCAAACUUGACCAGAGUCAUUUGGAAACAGUCAUUCCAGCUCCUGGUACUGCAUUACUGUUGUUAAACAUGCUACUUCUUUCGCUUAAAGUUAUAUUUGCCCAAAAGAUUAUUUACUCACCCUCAUGUUUUUUUCCAAAUCUGUUAUUUUUUCACCCCAUGGACCACAAACAGAUAAUUUUUGAAGAGGCUCUCAAUCUAAUCUCUCUUUCUGUCUCAGGUAAGCGAGUUUUGAUCCUGAAUGGUCAAUAUAAAGACACGGAGGCCAUCCUAGAAGGCAUAGAUGAGCACAAAUUCUCUGCCACACUCAAGUUAGACUCGGGUCGAAUGAAAGGAAAGACAGUGGAGGGAAUUGCAUACGAGGACUUUUCUAAACUGGCCUGAUGUUCAUCUUCUCUCCAGGGCGACUCUACUGUGUCAGAGUGCAUAAUAAAGACUCUUAAAUUACCUCAUUUACAUACUGGAACAAAUCGACCAAUGGUUUUUAUUGUUUUGGGGUUUUUUUCAUUGUUAUCUUUGUUGUAAUUGAAAAUGGUUGCAUAUGAAUAAAAUAUUUAAUUAUUCAAACUUAAGUGAUUCAAUUAAAUGUUUCACUGCAAACAGUCAAGUCAGAAGUGGUAUAAUACAUUAACAUUUUGAUGGUUUUGAAGUUUAAUUGGCUUAAUUAAUAAUUAAGUACAGUUCAAUUGGUUGAUGUACAGCACUGUUUCCCCAUGUUUUGUAUAUAUUUUCUUGUAGUAUUAAAAACCUUUUUUUCAAA